AGUAGUCUUGUUACUAUUGGAUGCUUUUCCGGUACAAUGUGUUACAUUCCUAGCACAUUGUAGCGUCAGGUGAAACUGUAAUACAUUUUCCAGAAGUAAACAGUUAAUUAAUUUUUGUUGCGGGGCUCAUUCACGAAGACAUUGUGACCGAACGUGCACCAUGGCAGAGGUUUUCCACCUGAACACACCGCUGCUGGAGAGCAUCAACAUGUCCAAGAGGGUGGGAACCACUGUCUAUCUAAAAAUGGAGAACACACAGCCCUCUGGUUCCUUCAAGAUCCGCGGCAUCGGGCACCUCUGCCAGCAGCUCGCCAGACACUCCAAAGGAGUAGUCUGCUCUUCAGGUGGUAAUGCAGGUAUGGCUGCAGCAUAUGCAGCCCAAAAAAUGGGCGUGCCAGCUACCAUCAUAGUUCCCUCCUCCACUCCUCCAUUGGUGGUCCAGAGACUCCAGGAUCAGGGUGCUACUGUCAAAAUUGUAGGCAAGGUGUGGGAUGAUGCCAACACAGAGGCUCUCAAACUGGCAGAAACUGAAGGGCUUGCUUAUGUUCCUCCAUUCGAUCACCCCUUGCUAUGGAAAGGCCACGCCAGUAUGAUUGCAGAGGUCACUGCAUCUCUGGGUCCCAGCGUGAAGCCCGGAGCUGUGGUGGUGUCUGUGGGCGGAGGGGGCCUCCUGUGUGGGGUCAUCCAGGGCCUCAAGGAUGUGGGCUGGACAGACGUGCCCAUCGUCGCGAUGGAGACGGUGGGGGCAGACUGUUUCAAUGCUGCAGUUAAAGCGGGGAAGUUGGUCACUUUAGAUGACAUCACCAGCGAGGCUAAAUGUCUUGGAGCGAAGACGGCCUGUAAACAAGUCUUCGACUACAGCCAGAGCAGCGAGCUGACGAUCAUCUCUGAGCUGGUGACCGACCAGCAGGCUCUGCACGCUAUCCAAACAUUCCUGGAUGAGGAGCGCGUGCUGGUGGAGAUGGCGUGUGGAGCAGCGCUGGCAGCUGUCUACAGCGGUGUCAUAGUCAGAUUACAAAAUGAAGGCCGUCUGCCAGCUCUCUUGGGCCCUCUGGUGGUGAUUGUAUGCGGUGGCUCCACCAUCAACAUGGAGCAACUGACCUACCUGAAGCACAAACUGCAGAGCUAAACUUUUGUAUGCGUGCAGGUGUGUGUGUGGGCAGGGUGUGUAUAACGAUGAAAAAACUUCAGUGAAUGGAAGGAUGAGCUGAAAAAUAAAGAAAUGUGCAGUUUUACUGUAAAUUUAAAAGCAAAAGUCUCUUUUUGUAUAAUUUAAAAGAAAGUUUAUAAUAUUUUAGUGUGAUUAUAUGUUAAGUAACUAAGAUAAAUCUCUAUAAAUUAUUAAGUGUUUUAAUUUAAAUGUCAUUUUGAGUAAUUAUUGCUUAGCAUGCAGUGACACAGUUUUGUCACAUGGUGGUGUCACAGCUCUCUAAUCAAAAGUGCCCCACAGUUAGAAACACUACAGACAAGUGUUAGCUUAUCUUUAUUCCGUUGUAUUUGUCAGAAAGUCCGCAGUAAGUCUGAGUGAAGUGCCAGUCACUGUGUUUACCCACAUGUGUGUUGACAACAAAAUGAGUAUUGGUUAUAGCAAGAAAGAGCACUGAUAAUAUCUCUGCUGUGAUCCCUGUGGUGUUCAGAGUGAAAGGAGAGAGCAUCAAAUAUGGGCAGUUUUGAUUACAUGCAAUGAAAAAAACAGUAUAAAACCCAGAGCAAAGCAACAAGAUAAAAAUAAAGUGUGUGCCAUGCGUAACUGAA
Molecule: messenger RNA, 1755 nt
Organism: Oreochromis aureus
Lineage: Eukaryota; Metazoa; Chordata; Actinopteri; Cichliformes; Cichlidae
Gene: sdsl
Product: serine dehydratase-like
Exons: 9
Coding region: 161-1129 (322 amino acids)
Biological process (GO): L-serine catabolic process; L-threonine catabolic process
Molecular function (GO): pyridoxal phosphate binding; threonine deaminase activity; L-serine ammonia-lyase activity
Source: RefSeq, a predicted model, not a curated record